Populus trichocarpa (black cottonwood) is the source of this 1316-nucleotide messenger RNA. RefSeq lists its product as uncharacterized. The record is from RefSeq and is a predicted model, not a curated record. The transcript has a single exon. Bases 335 to 1147 code for a protein of 270 amino acids. NCBI's taxonomy places the organism in Eukaryota, Viridiplantae, Streptophyta, Magnoliopsida, Malpighiales, Salicaceae.
CCAUAAUCUGAUAAAAAAACCAUGAUAGUACGUGCACCAAUAUUGUUGGGAAGCCUCCAUUGUCUCUUUCUUGAACCUUUCCAUGGUCAUGUUUGUCUCCAAUUGUGGGCAACUGUUUUUGAAUAUAAGCAAUGGAAAUUCGGUCACGGGCUUGGGGUACCAUCACAAUUGUCUUUAUUUUUCUAUACUAACCUUGCUCGAAUCAUAGCUCAACUUUAAUAUAAAGUAUAAUAUAGACAAAAAGUGAUUUUCCUAAUUUGAUAAUUUGAAGCCCGAACAGUACGCCUUGAAAAUUAAAAUCGAACCACUUGCUCCAAAGUUCAAAGUUUGAACCAUGUGGAGAGGGAACGAUGCAUCAUCAUCACCAUUAGAGGUGCUAGAGUGGCCCAUCCCUUCCCUAGCCGUUGUCCUUAGCCUCCAACGGCCAAAUCCCACCUCCACUAUAUAUGAAUUCAAAAACCCUCACUCUUUUCAACAGCAAAAACUCUGGACAAUUCCAACAUCAACCAAAAACAUGGCCUCCUCUAAGCUUAGAAGCUCGUGUUCUUUCCCAAGCCUUCUCCUUUCAUGCUUGAAUUUCACUCUUUUUAUCCUUUCCUCAGCCUCUAUAGUUCCCAUAGUUCUCCUCAAAAUGCCUCCGACUUCACUGGGUUUUGCGUUACUUGUUGGCUCUUGCAUUUCUCUACUCUCCUCCUUCGUUGGCUUCUACUCUCAGCUCACUCACAUGUGUUGCAUAACCCAUGUUUCUCUUCUCCUUGCCUCUCUAGUUGGACAAGUCUUGAGCAUAUUAGCCUUGUUUACAAGAGAGAAGCCCAGCCUUGCUAUGCUCAAAUCCAGCAGAGACCCCAGAGAGGCGAAGCUCUUGGUGAGAUUGGAAUGUGGGGUUUUGAUGGCGAUGCUUAUGAUGCAGCUGGUUGUGUUAGUGUUGAGUUGUGCCGUGCAUAACUGUUGGGUUAGAGAGUACGAGGGGUUGGAAGCUGAGAGGGAGGCUACAGCCAAGAAGAGGAGCAGAAGGAUUGCAAGAGUACAAGAGGAAUCCAUGGCAAAUGUAGCUAAAAUUGUCGAAAUUAAAGAGAAGGAGUUUGAUGAUAAGAUGAAGAGCAAGUACGGCCACAGCCAGUGGGUUAAAACAGAUUUUGAAGGCUAAAACUCUCUCUGGUCCUUCACGCUCGGAAUUGUAUUAUCUGAUGCAUUUCUACUGGUUUUGCUGUUUCUGCCCCUUCAGGGUCACUGCUGUGGUGGCCAUGGAUGCUCUUAUUAGAUUGUGUGUUUUAUCGCCAUAUUUAGUGAAAUGCAUUUCUUUGUUUUCUUCCAUA